AAAAAGCAUUCGCCGGUGUAUCUGACACAUUUUAUGCCGGGGUAGGGCUUUAUUGCAUGUUCUGAAACGUAAUUUGGAGGAUGAUCUUUGGAAAAUAACCAUCAGCUUGUUGAUAAAGUAGCUAACUUUUUAGCCACAUUAGGCUAGUUCCUUAGCCAAGUGCUAGCCUUCGGGGGAACGCCUAGUAUCAUGAGUGUUCAGUAAUUUGUCAGUGAAUUGCAUUAGAUCCGAGCUAAACUUAUAUUCGAGUCUUGUCUUUCAGCGCCAAGGAAAACUUUGUGUUAGUAGGAGUUCAUAAUCCACUUCAUCAUCAAACUUAAAUCCAAUUCGAUAAAUUACGUCGAGGAGCUAACGCCAGCGAGUUAGCCUGUUAGCUCACUGGGUGGUAGCUGAUUCAGUUUUCUCAAUCUUCAUGUAACGUUGUGUUGGUUCUGUUAUUUUUGUUACUUUGCUGAGGGUGAACUUCUUUUUACCAUGAUCAUGCCUAUUUGUAUGCAUGUUUUUAAACACGUAACGUUAAACAUGUUUGAAUCUUGACAUUAAAUCAUUCUUUGCAAACAUUUUUUCAUCGUUUGAAAGACUCCAAAAUAGCCCCUCCAACAUACAGGUGCUCCAGCCCCAGGGGUCGUUGGCAGGAUGCAGACCAUAAAGUGUGUUGUGGUGGGAGACGGGGCUGUAGGUAAAACCUGUCUACUGAUUUCUUACACCACCAAUGCCUUCCCAGAAGAGUACAUUCCUACAGUAUUUGAUAACUAUAGUGCUCAGAUGAGUGUGGAUGGUCGCACUGUCAGCCUUAACCUGUGGGACACGGCCGGCCAAGAGGAGUAUGACCGCCUCCGCACCCUGUCCUAUCCACAGACCAAUGUCUUCAUCAUCUGCUUCUCCAUUGGUAGCCCCUCAUCUCAUGCUAAUGUCAGGCACAAAUGGCACCCAGAGGUGUCCCAUCAUUGCCCUAAUGUGCCUAUUCUUCUGGUGGGCACAAAGAGAGAUUUGAGGGGUGAUUCUGAAACAGUGAAGAAGCUGAAAGAGCAGGGUCUGGCUCCUACUACUCAGCAACAAGGCAAUUCUUUGGCCAAGCAGAUUGGUGCGGUUAAAUAUAUGGAGUGUUCAGCUCUCCUGCAGGAAGGUGUCCGGGAGGUGUUUGCUGAAGCUGUGAGAGCAGUGUUGUAUCCUGUCACGAAAAAGAAUACCAAGAAGUGUGUGCUUUUAUAAUGGACGCCUUCCUGACCUGGACUGUAGAAUCCACAGGAGAUGAGGAUCACUGUGUAAUAAAGGUUGUCAUCACGUACCUGGCCCUGCACAGAGUUUUAACUUCUCUGUCACGCCUCCUUUUUCAUCUCCUGGAGGACUUGACACCAUUUCCAUCAUCGCCAAAGUGACUUUGCCAAAGGUGGGCAAUAGACCUAAUCUCCUAUUUUUCUUGCAUUUUAACUUUGAUAUGUACACUUCUCAGAUUUACAUCUGUUCUAGAUUUGUAGCUUCUCUGCUUUGCCUUAUAAAUGCUGAACAUGGUUGUCUCAAGCCAUAAUUAUAUCUAAACCAACCAAGCAAGCUACCCUGAUUGACUGGAGAGAAGAGAUCUGCCUUAGUUUGGGUGGAGAAAAAAUUACUACCUCAUACUCUUACCUAGGUUGCAUCUCAAGAGAAUUGUCAUGAAUGCCCAUUUAGUUGCCAACAAAGAGCCAAGCAGAAAAUGAACACAUUUUAAUUUCAAGCAGGUUGAGUCCAGACAAGGUGCAAUGAGUUCUGGGCAAAUGUCAUUUUGGCUCAGUUUAUAUCCUCAGAUUAGAGCGUCAGCUCUGAGGCUACAGUGCCCAUUGUGGCAUAAAUGUCUCUCAGUGCCACGCACCAGGGAUCUAGGCCUUAAGAGAUAAGCAGCCCAUUAAAAGCAACCAACCAUGUGCCCUUACAGUAAUCGCAGAGCAAGUGUUAUAAGGUCUCUGCUAAAUUAACCCACACUGCUACGGGUCUCUCAAAGUGAAAGUUGGGCUCAAAGCUUUCCUCUGCCUGCCUCUUACUCUUGAGACUCAAACUGACAGUCUUUUAAAUCAUGUUGAAGAAAUUAUUUGUGGACACAUUUGGGUCAGAGACUGUAUUUCACUUAAUUUACUCUGUAAAUGUUUUCCUUCUAUAAAUGUUUUAACCUAACUGUAUGGUUAAGGCCAAAGUUGAAUAUAUUUUUUGUAAUAGUGUUUAUUUGAUCAGUAAGAUGUCUUUGUUAGUUAACACUUAUAAACCACCACUUUUUAAUGUUCCUUUUUGUAAUGAUUUUAUUGCUUCUUAUGACAGUCAUUAUCGCGUAUACACGAUUGUUAUUAACUGGCUUGCACAAGGCUUAUCGAUAGACGUCAUGUCAUAGAAGAGGAAGCACAUUAUUGUAGCUGCAUUAAUCAAUGAGCAGCAGGUCUUUCCACUAUGAGAGCCUUAAACCUGGUCCAGUGCCUUAUCCAAACCAAAGACCACACCACUGUUUUCUUCUCAAACCCAAAGUGCCACUUGACCUUAAAGCACAUCACAUAAACUAGGGGCUCUUUUUAAAGUAUUUUUUUCUGUCUGUAACAGAUGGAUAGCCUACAUUGUAUCAGCAGUGCUAAACAUGCCUGUUAAGCAGCGACUGGUUAAUUUGUAAAAGAACAACAAUUGCAGUGUGUAAUAAACUGUUUACAUCAUUUAUGUCAAAAUGGUUGAUCAAAGAGUCAUGUAAGAUCUCAGUGUUUUAUGCAUUUUAUAUUUUUAAAAUAACGACUAUGGUUAUUUGCCCUUACUUUAGACAUUAUUUUCUUGCAUAACAGGUAAAUCUAGAUUGUGGCCUGUGAAAAGUCUUGAAUAAUUGAAGAGUAGCACAAAGGUUUAAAACAAUUUGAGCAAUACAGAUGUGAGACAUUAUUUGAAGAUACAUUUGUAGAGGGUCGAAUGUUAAAUGCAAGUGACAAACUGUGGUAAGCUCGUCUGUCCUGUACAGACACCUGUGUCCCUGAGCUGUAUGCUACGUGUGCGUGGUACUACGCUUUUACACUGGGAACUUGAUUUGUAGAAUCUGUAAUUGUUUUAUAUAUAACAAAACAUAUUUGUAUAAAUGAACUAACAGUGAGAUGAUUUUAAAUUAUGCCAAAUAAAAUGGUGGUUCAGACCAACUUUUUCUUCCUGAA
Messenger RNA from Boleophthalmus pectinirostris (great blue-spotted mudskipper), 3149 nucleotides. RefSeq names its product ras homolog gene family, member Gd (gene rhogd). The record is from RefSeq and is a predicted model, not a curated record. Gene Ontology annotation, biological process: actin filament organization; establishment or maintenance of cell polarity; regulation of actin cytoskeleton organization. The coding region runs from base 637 to 1212 and encodes 191 amino acids. Gene Ontology annotation, cellular component: cytoskeleton; cytoplasmic vesicle; plasma membrane. The transcript has 2 exons. Gene Ontology annotation, molecular function: GTP binding; protein kinase binding; GTPase activity. Lineage: Eukaryota; Metazoa; Chordata; Actinopteri; Gobiiformes; Gobiidae.